Harmonia axyridis is the source of this 1894-nucleotide messenger RNA. Its product is annotated as synaptic vesicle glycoprotein 2B-like. The coding region runs from base 139 to 1734 and encodes 531 amino acids. Gene Ontology annotation, cellular component: membrane. The record is from RefSeq and is a predicted model, not a curated record. Gene Ontology annotation, biological process: transmembrane transport. Gene Ontology annotation, molecular function: transmembrane transporter activity. NCBI's taxonomy places the organism in Eukaryota, Metazoa, Arthropoda, Insecta, Coleoptera, Coccinellidae. The transcript is spliced from 11 exons.
AGUAUAGGUUUACAUUUAAACUAAAGAAGUUUGAGUCAUAUGAGUUCUGAAAUUAUAGGAUAUUUUUUUCAUCGCACCUGUAGGUGAUAGUGAAAUUUUCAUCGUUUGUUAUGCAUCUCACAGUUUCCACAUUUGAAAAUGAAAUUUCCCAAAUAUAAUGAAGGUGGAUCCUCCACUUAUGGAACAAUUCGACUGGAAGAGAAAAUAAAAUUUGCUGCAACAUUCGAAGAUGCAAUAACAGCAACAAGAUUCGGAAAAUUCAACAUAUUCCUGAUUCUUGUGUCAAUUCCGGGAAGAUGGUCCAACUUGUUCGAAACGACUACCAUGUCAUACGUAUUUCCUGCAGCUCAAUGUGACUUAAACCUCAGUUUGGGUAACAAGGGUGUACUCAACGCAAUCACUUAUCUAGGAAUGAUGUCUAGUGCUUUUUUCUGGGGCUAUCUGUGCGACACGCUAGGAAGAAGGAAAUUGAUGAUCACUGGGUUUUUCCUUGACGCUUGCUUUGUUAUUAUUAGUUCCAUGUCACAAACAUACGAGCUACUCGUGGUGACCAAAUUUUUAGGGGGAUUCAUUAUCAACGGCCCCUUUGCUGCCUUGACAUGUUACCUAUCGGAAUUUCACAGCUCCAAAUACAGAGCUAGAGUUCAAAUGGUUCUUGGACUGGUCAAUAGUACAGGAUCAAUUUUUUUACCAUUCAUAGCAGGAUUAAUAUUGCCAUCUGAUGUACAGUACAACCUCUUCCACUAUUUAAGAAUACAUUCUUGGAAUAUUUUCUUGCUGGUUGCAGCAUGUCCUUCCUUAAUUGCAGGAUGUAUAUUUCUACUUUUACCAGAAAGUCCAAAGUUUCUGAUGACCAUUGGGAGAAAUGACGAGGCUAUGAAAGUGAUGCGAUCAGUUUAUAGCAUCAAUACAGGACAACCUCCUGACACAUAUCCUAUCAAAAGUUUGAUAGCCGAAAAACAACAGGAGCAGGCAGAUUCUAACGGAGAAUACAAAAGAGACUCGAAGCAAGCUUUGAAAGAAGGUUGGAGUCAGAUAAAACCUUUGUUUAUUCCACCACUCUUGUCGAACAUGUUGCUGGUAUGUGGUUUGCAAAUGUUAAUUAUGAUGAGUCUCAACACUCUGAGAUUAUGGCUACCUCAAUUGUUUCAAGCUAUAAAUGAUUUUGAAUACUUCAAUAAUGGUACUUCGGCACCCUUGUGUACAAUGUUGGAUAUGAUAAGGCCACAGCCUCGAAACAUAUCUGCAGUUCCCGAUAUACACACGUGUGUGGUGAAUAACAAUAACUCUAAGGUGUAUACCAAUGUUAUGAUAGUUUCCACAGUAACUGUUUUGGGAUAUAUUGCAGCAGGAUCUCUUAUCAAUAUUUUAGGAAAGAAAACAUUACUAUUUAUACUUGGCACAGUAUCUGGUAUUGGUGGAUUCUGUUUAUAUUUUGCAGAGAGUUCCAAUGAAACUUUGAUAAUAUCGUCUAUAUAUAUUGCAUUUGCAAGUAUUUGUGUUAACGUAAUACUCAGCGUUGUUGUGGAUCUAUUUCCAACAACCUUAAGGACAAUGACUGUUUCCUUAACUAUGAUGGUUGGAAGAAUGGGCGCUAUGUCUGGAAACUUGAUAUUUCCCUACUUGUUGAAACAAGGAUGUGCACCACCUUUCGUUUCUAUAGGAGUUGGCAUUUUAAGUGUUGCAUUUAUUGGGCUUCUUCUACCUGAUACCGAAAUGAAGGCACUCCAAUGACACGAGAUAUUCAAGGAAUAUAUGUCAAUUUUGAACAAAAAACCGAAAAAAUUAUUGCAUAUCAGUUUCAGUAUUGUUGAAUUUGCUAAUUAUUAAAAGUUGUUUUCUUUUUUACGAUUCCUUUACAUUCAAAGAAUGAAUAAAAUCUAUUUGUAUAUCA